GACGUCUCAAUUGAAACUCUCGUCGUCGACGACGAGAUAUUUGGCGGCCAUCAAAGGAUACCUAUAGCAUUCAGGAUUUGCUCAGCAUAAUAACAAUGUUGAUGGUACCCCUCCCUGAUCAACUCAAUGCCGACCUUGUUGUUCAGCGUGGGGCCUCCGGGCGUCACCUCUAUCCACGACCUGCUGAUAUGCCUGGCCAAGUUCGAUGAGGAUGUCUCUAUCGAAGCAACACCACAAUUUCUCCGAUUUUCCAGUCUGAACAUCUCCAAGACCACCCACGCAGCAUUCACACUCUCGUCGUCUUUUUUCCACAAAUACCAUUUCUCGCCAGGUCCGGGCCCGCCGAGCACAACUGGUCCAAAGAUCUGGACUUGUAAGAUCCAGAAUCGGGCACUACUAGCCAUUUUCAAACGGCGUCAAGACCAAAGGGACAGAGACACGGCACUAGAAUCGUGCGACUGCGAACUCCAGGCCAGUCCGGACCAAGCCGAAUGUCGCUUGAUCUUCCGGCUCAACUGCCGCCAGGGCGUGGUCAAGACGUACCGAUUAUUCUACGAGUCCGCCGAGGCCCUCCAUGCCGCAUUUGACCGUGCUGGAUCCGCCAAUUACUGGACGGUAUCGUCGCGGACGUUGCGGGAUGUCGUCGAAUACUUUGGUCCCAAGACCGACCAGCUCGAUUGGUAUUAUCAGAACGGCAAAGUCACGUUUACAAGUUACACGGAGAAGAUUCAAAGUGGAAGAGAAAUUCUCAAACAGCCAAUGCACACAUCUGUGGCACUGGAACGAAAAGACUUUGACGACUUCAACGUCCAGGAAGGCCUGCAUAUCGGCAUGAUGGUCAAGGAUUUCCGAGCCAUUGUCGCCCAUGCCGAGGCCAUGCGAGUCCACGUUACGGCGAGAUACUCGCGAGGCAAUCGACCCAUGCAGAUGACGUACGAAGAGAACGGCCUGCAUGCCGAAUACACCUUGAUGACCCGGGGCACCACAAAUGUUCCUCAAUCAUCACAUGUCGGCACGCCGGCGAGAGAUUUGUCCAUGCAGCCUGUAUCGAGGGCCCGAGAGAACGAGGCUGUGGCUGUGGCUGUGGCUGGACCUACGACGCAGACAGCGGAGGAAACCGACUCUGCAACCGCCAGACCUUCUUCAACGACCGAGGGGACCAUGCCUCCGCCCGCUCGCACUUCUUUCCCACGGCAACGCGAAUCCACUGCUCCUGUGCUCUCGAAACCCAACAUGUUAGAUUCAACCAUGGCCCCGUCCGGAAGCAUCGACCCCAACAGCCUCUUCAUCCCUGCCGACGAUGAGGACGACCAGCAAUGGGACGCGCCCAACUUCGAGGAAGAACCCGACAUUGUCACUUGGGACAACACUGCCGAUGAAGGAUCUGCGCCGAGCUCCACGCGCCGCAUCCGCGACUCGGCCCUCCAUUCAUUCGCAUCCAUGCAAGAGCAAGAGCGGGGCCAGGAACAACGACGCCGGUCGGAACAAGUGUCUCGAUCCCGAUUUCCUCAUGAGAUCGCACCCACGCAGCGUCUAUCGCAAGUGCGUGGCAUCUUUGACUGAAGUUUGCUGUCGAACAGACCAGGCCUCCAUCGUGGAUGAACCAGAGGAGAAUCCUCAUCCAUUCCUGGUCCUGUAAAUGACGAAACUCGUGGCGCAUCCCGCUGCGACACUUUCCACCACCAGUUCCUGGUCCAGGUCCUGAGGUGGCGUUAUCACAUUCCACCUCCCCGCGACAUCGCCCCUAGUAUCUACCUGUGGGCCACAAUUGCCAUGUUCACCCCAUCCCCAAGCUAUGACUUGCCCGUCUGCGGUGAGAGCAAUGCAGUGUUCGCUCCCAGCCGCCAGCUGUCGGAUUUUAGGGAGCCCAGCCGGCGCCAGUUGCCCACGAUGAUUUCGGCCGGUACUAUGCACCGAGCCUGAGCCUGGGAGGCGUGAAAAUCUGUGGAUCGAACUCCACGAACUGACUAUCUGGUCACCUUCUUGAAGCGGAACGGACAGCGAUUCAUCAUCAUCCGAGGACUUGAUAUCUCCCCACACCAGAGGUUUCUCGCCGCUCCUCAGCAGAAUCGUGUAAUCUCUACCAACUGCUAGGUCGGUAGGUGCCCAGGGCAAGCGGGGCAAGGAGUUGGAGCGACCAUUGUUCCCAUCAUUGUCGUCGUCCUGGAUCCAACCAUCAUUCGGGGUCCCAACCAGCGUGGGCGUCCACAGAUUCUUUCGAGUUUUGACCUGCUCACCCAACUGGCCUUUACGACAACUUCCCCACCCCAAGACAAGGCCGUUUGACAAGAGCAGCACGACGUGAGCCAUGGACGCGGCAAUUGCGCGAAUGUAGAUUCCAGGCUGACUUUUGAUUUGGUUUGGUGGGCUGUUUUGGGAAGCGUCGCCGUUGGGAUCGGAAUCACGAUGGCCAGUUGUGAACCCAGAACCAGAACCAGAACCUGAACCUUGGCCAGCACUUUUGAUAUCAUCAUGAGGAGUAGAAGUGGCAGUGGCAGUGGCAGUACCAGUCGAAGUGGCAGUUGUAGAUCCAGAUCCAAACCUUACCCCAAACCCAAACCCAAAAUCGAACUCGUCCACGUCAAACACUCUGGUCAUGCAGUCUGCGCGCUCAACACCUUCCCCGAGGCCCAGUUCUCCUUUCGACCCGGAUCCAGAGACGAACACGGCUCUGUGAUUGACCACCACGAACGAAGCAUCCCAAGUCGCUGCAAUGUCUGUGAUGGUGGCCCUUGUAUCAGCCCUUGUUGUUAUAUUUGCCGCGGCCAAACCACAAUGCGAAGAAUUGCCAUCAGUGCCGACGGUUUUCCUAGUAUCAUGUCCAAACUCAUAGUCUCGCUGUACAAAGACAGAAGACCAAGGGGAAGGAGUAGAAGGAGAAGUGGUACGAAGUAAAGCUUCCCUCCCAUCACCGGACUUGAGAUUGAAUUGCGCACUAGUAUCAUCAUUUAGUCCACCCCCGCUGCCGAAUUUCCCAGCACUGAAGAGACGCCCAUGAUCAGUCAGAAGAAGAGUAUGGUUUCCUCCGGCGACGAUCUUGAUCUUCUUGACGCCGCUGGUCUGUAGAUUCAGAUCUGUCGGCCUGGAGCUGGUUCUGACAGUAGUGGUGUUGGCAGUGCUGGUGGUGAUCCCAGUUGUUCUGCUCGUCCUGCUCGUCCCGCCGGUCGCAGUAGCACUAGCAAAAACGCAUCUCUCCAACCUCGCCGUGUCUUCCUCAUGUCCUAUUCCCAAUUGUCCUGACCCAUUAGAUCCGAGCGCGUAGA
Exophiala dermatitidis NIH/UT8656 is the source of this 3263-nucleotide messenger RNA. RefSeq names its product cell cycle checkpoint control protein RAD9B. The record is from RefSeq and is a predicted model, not a curated record. Gene Ontology annotation, cellular component: checkpoint clamp complex. Bases 127 to 1563 code for a protein of 478 amino acids. The transcript is spliced from 4 exons. Gene Ontology annotation, biological process: DNA replication checkpoint signaling; cellular response to ionizing radiation; mitotic intra-S DNA damage checkpoint signaling. Lineage: Eukaryota; Fungi; Ascomycota; Eurotiomycetes; Chaetothyriales; Herpotrichiellaceae.